AUCAACUUUCAACUUUGCAGCAGUCAGCUUUUAUUUAUCUUUAUCAGUUAUAGCUUCUGACCGUGCCAAUUUUUUGGCUCUUUUUUCUUUCUGUUGUUAACAGGAUACUUUUCGCCUCAAAAUGCAGGACGACUCCUCAGAUAAUUUGUGUAUCGUUUGCUGUAAAAGUGUUCAAUACUAUUCCAUAGGAGAAUGCGACCAUCCCGUGUGUUUCGAGUGUUCCACUCGCAUGCGAGUCUUGUACGAGCAGAAGGAAUGUCCCAUAUGCAGACAGAUCAUGCCCUUAGUAAUUUUUACAGAAAAAGUGAAACCGUUCAAGGAAAUCAAUCACAAUGAUUUCCAUUUUGAUGACUCAGCCAAAAUUUCUUUUGAAAAUGCGGAUAUUAUGAAGGCUUAUUAUGACCUUCAGACCAUCAAGUGUCCGAAGUGUCGAUCAUCAAACCAAACUGCUUUCAUGGACUUCAAAGCACUUCAAGCUCAUGUGAAGGAAGAACAUAACCAUACUUACUGUGAUCUAUGUGUGAAACAUUUAAAGAUUUUUCCGUUUGAACGGAGAGCCUACUCCAAAUCAGAGCUUAUAACGCACAACAAGCAAGGUGAUAGAAACGAUAGAUCUCAUAAGGGCCAUGCUCUCUGUCAAUUUUGUAAUGAGCGAUUCUUCGAUGUAGAUCUCCUCUACCGACAUCUUCGCAAGGACCACCUAUUCUGCCAUUUUUGUGAUGCUGAUGGACAAAACAAAUUUUAUAGCGAAUAUAGGUACUUACGGGAUCAUUUCCAAAAGAGGCAUUAUCUUUGUGAAGAAGGGGACUGUCGAAACGAGCAAUUCACCAAUGCUUUUAGAACCGACAUUGAUCUGAAAGCUCACAAAGUUAACACUCACGGCAAAAAUUUGGGAAAGCAAGCUUACCGUGAAGCGCGUAUCGUAGACCUUCAGUUGAAUUACAAACCGAGGAGUGACAACAGAAACCGUUCUGCACCUCACUCAUCUAGAGGCAAUGAAAGCACUUCAUCUCAAGCUACAACUAGUGAUCGAGCCCGUGAACGGGAGCGAGAACUAGUAGUCGUUGACUACUCGGAAUUUCCCUCCCUGGCUGGAUCAUCCAGCUCUACGGCAGCGCCUGUCUUCAGGAAGUUCCCUGACAGAAUUUCAGGUCGGAACAACUUCAAAAUGUCGAAAGAAAACUUCCCUGCACUCGGAGGAGCAGGCAAUUUUCCUGCCUUGGGUGGAUCGAAAGAAAACUUUCCUUCUCUUAGUGGUGAUGGAAACACCAGACCCACAUCAUCAAACACCAAAUCAGCACCAGUAAACACAAAGCCCACAACAACUACCUCCAAGUCGAUGCCGGUCAAUCCUCAAGAACAAAAAGCUGAAGCUACAACCAGUGCAAGCAGCGGCACUGUCAGAAACUUAAAAAGCUCUGAAGUUGCUCAAUCAUCCAAUGAAAAUGUCCUCACACAAUGGGGUUCUUCCAAGAAAAAUGAACAACCUCAACAAGUCGAAAAACCGAAACCUGUGAAAAAAACGCGGACGGAGGAGUUUCCAAGUUUAGGCACAGUUAGUUCCAACAGCGGCAAACAGAAAAAACUUAAUAAACCUAUUGAAAAUGAUACAGUGUCGAUUAGUCAAUCUAACAAGAUCAAAGUAAAAAAUAAAAGCGAAGCAGAGAACAACGUAGAUAAGUCUAAGUCAGAGAAAAACAAAAAGAAAAACAACGAAUCAAAACAUAAUGACGGAACGAGUAAAAGUACAAAGAAAGAGCUAUCCUCAGAAAAUAACAAAAACUCAGUCAAUAGUAGUAGUAGUAAAAACAGUGUUAACGAUAAGAAAACUAAUGAUAGCAAAGCUAUGAAUAAUCUGGCUAAGGCUAUGAGUAAUUUGACUAAUCUUUCCGGGAAAGAUAAAAAUGCUGUGAAUAACAAAAUGAAUCUUAAAAACUCAUCAAAUGGUAUGGCUGUGAAUAAUACUUCUGGAAAUAGUGCUCUUGUGAAUAACAAAACCUCUGGAAAUAGCCAGGCUGUGAAUAACAAUUUUCCUUCUCGAGGUGAAGUGAGUAACAGCACGAGCUCCUCAAACAGCAUGGCUGUGAAUAACAAUGUUGGGAAGAAAAAUAAAAGUGCAAUCCUGAACGACAAGAAUUUCCCUGCCUUAAGUAGUAGUCACUUAGAGCAUAAUCAAACGAAUGGAAAUCAAAGCAAAAAGAAGCAGAAGUCCUCUAGUACUGUAUCUGAGCCAAAAUCCAAGUCAGUGCCACCAGGUUUCGAGCCUCAGAUGCGGCAAGCUUCCACUAACCCUCCCUCUAAGUCAGCUGUAAAGCCACCCCCUGGCUUUACCUCUCUUAGUAGUCCAGCGUUUAAUCAAAGCUUCUCCUACACAUUUCCUCCGAACUUUGAGGAUCGAAAUGCGGCCUUAGAAAGAACCUGUCGGAACAUCUUCGAGAAGAAUAAAAAGUCAUUCCGUGAUUUUGUUCAAGAGUCGGAGCUGUUUGUCGGGGGAAUCAUAAAUGCAGACACGUAUCUGAAGACAAUUGGUGCUCUCCUUGGAAUGGACCAACUUCACACUGUUUUUCCGGAGUUGAUAGCUCUUCUGCCUAUUAUUCAAAAGCAACAGGAAUUGUUGUCUGCAUACGAAAAAGUGGCGAGCAAAUCAGCUAAACGAUUGAGGAAUGAGGAAUGCGCUUUAUGCGGCCAAGUGCUGAAUUCUGCAGAUAGGCCAACUCAUGCGUCGGCGCACGUCCUCAACAUGAAUUUCCCUCCUCUUGGACUUACUUCCGUUUCCAGAAAAUGAGACUAAUACUGUCUACGUCAACUUAGGACCCUUUUUCAAGAGCUUUGUUCACCUCAGUAAAGAAGGUACACAUGUCGUUUCUUCAAAUUGAGUCAGUUGCACUGGUCACAGCAUUGUAUUUUGAUGCUUGAUUCUCGUAGGUCAGCUGAAAAUAAUAAGAUCAGUUCAAACAGUAACUUCUUAAGUUUAUUAUAAACUGAGGUAUCGCCCUUUGAAUAAUUUGGGUUAUGAUGUCAUCCACAGCAGUGUUGCCUCCCUUGGUUUCUUCCACCUUGCUUUCAUUUGUCAAAAAGACACACAUCUGCACUGUUCACGCAACCAGAAACUCGGAUGAAAUGUAGGUGGAAUAAAUCAAGGGUUUCACUACUGUGUUGGAUGACGCCAUGAACGGAAUAUUUCAAAGUGCGACAUCUUGAUUAAUAUUGAACUUAAAAAGUUGCUGUUUGGACCGAUCUUAUUCUUUUUAGCUAAUCUACUAGAAUCAAGCAUCAAAAGGCGAUUCUAUGACCAACAAAACUGACCCAUUACCAUGAGUCAGAACUUAUUAAUCUGUAUGAUUGGAUUUGUGCUGCCAAACAAGUGAGUGGCUUCGCUUUAACCUUGUAAGCUGUGGUUUAGAAUUUUGGAACUUACCUAUCAUAUCCCAGUUACCUUAAAUGAGAGUGUUAACACUUUGGUCCCCAACACAAGAGAUGAAAGUCAUUUAAUAAGUUUUUCCUUGCACAAAAAUGUUUUAUCGCAGAAUUUGCUAAUUUUUUUAAAGUUCUUAUCCUUUAUUUUAUUUCUUUUUCGAUUUUAGCCUAAAAUCAAUACCGAAAAUCUCCGUUGUUUUCUCUUUAAAAGAUUCAUCACCUGUGGGCUGAUUUUUGAAAUGGAUAAAUGAAGCAAUAAACAAAGAAGACAAAGGGGGAAGGGAGUGCUCCUAUUGGUUAAAGCGGGUGGCUCUUAUCGACCAAAGAGGGAAAAUGAUUACCUGUAGGGUUGCCAUUACUUAGUCUAUCACGUACCCUCUUUUGUCUGUUGCACCCACCUGCUACUACCAAUCGCUCCAUUUUUCUUUUAUCCUCUUUGUCUAUCAAUUUCAAGGAUCUACUCUCAGAAAGAAAACUGAAACACUAUAUUCUGACUAUCAAUCUUUUUUUUUCUUUCUUUUUUUUUGAUUUUACAUGGGAUAACAUAUUGCUUGACUAAGGGAAGUUCUUGAAUUCUAUCCUAACACUUUUGAAGUAUCCUACUCACAGCACACAUUUUUCUGCUCUCUGAAGUCUAUUGAUGAGCAGCGUUACUUAAGGAAAAUAUCUCCCCAAAUCGCCUGAAUUCAUUGUACUCCUAAUCUUGACUUUUUAAUAGUUCUGUAAAACGCCAAAGGUUUUAAUGAGACUGCAUUGAAAGCAAGGUCUUUUUUGCUUCAUCCAAGUCAUACACCUCGUUACGCUCAUUUAGAGAGCGGGUAAAAUUUCAUCUCAAGUUUUGUCUGCGUCGAAAGCUGCUGCAAGAGGUCAAUUGUAUUUAAAGCUCUAUUUAGAGGAUGAAGUUUACUCUACACUUUAGAUAAAUGGUUAAACAAAACUGAGUGCAGGAACUUGGAUGAACUGGUUUCAGCUUGGCUAAAAAUGGUAUUGCAGAGCAAAACGUGAGAUUAUCCUUUAACUGUACCUAAGCUUGCCGUUUGCCAAAGUAGUUUGAUGUAAAUUCUUUGUAUACUUGAAGGGUAACGAUCAGCCGAAACUAAAAUAAAGUUCUCUCAGUUUUCGUAAGAUUAUGGGAGGCAACUCAAGUUGUUCUUGAUGUAUCCCUGUUUAUAAGUAUAUUAAAAUGCCAAUUACACGAAAAGUCACGUCUGUUUUGAGGGUAUUCUCAUCAAUUGUGAUUUUAAGAUCACUGCAGCUAGACGUCUCAGCGUUUUUCUCAUCUUUUUCAUGAUUAACUUAUGUUGAUUUCUGUAUUUUUUAAUUUUCUGUCGUUGUCCAAUCACUCUCUGUUGUAACUUGUUUUACAAGAAAUUGGGCCUUUUAUUAUUGAAGUUAAAGUUAAGUUUUAUCCAGAUUGAAAGUAAGUGUCAAGCCAUAUUUUUCCUAGAAGAGCAUUAAUUUAUUUUUCUUACUCUUUCCUUUUUUAUCGUCGUUUUAUGUCCCGACUGUUGCAAUGUUUCCUCGUAUUAUUGAAGGCUAUCGUUCCUUUGUUUUUGGCUCAAGAGGAGUGUACAUAGUGAACGCGUUUUCCCAAGGAUAUCCAGCUUCAAAAAUUAAUGAUAUCGAUUAUCAUCAAUGUGUUUGCUGUCAAAUAGUCAGCAUCGGAUUCUGAUAAUAUUUGUAACUUUUUAAGCUAUUGAGUAGUCCGCUACCCUUAUGAGUCUCUAGAUGAGGUAUGAGUUAAAGCAUUUAUGCGGAAAACAAAUCGCACAACAAAAAUUACAGAAAUCAACCUCUAAACAAAACAGAAGCGUUAACAAUAUUCACAUUCGAUAAGUGGCAAAAUUACAAAUUACAUUGUUUGCAUGUUCUAAUUUCCAUUUGUUCUGUGUUAAAGAAUACUUUCAAAUACUUCGUUCAGGUGUUGAUUUUCGAACUUCCUGUUGUGUGAAUCAUUUUCUGUAUGAAAUUUGGAAGAGGAGACAUGAUACAUUUUACCUUGUCCAGUGGCCCACUUUGACGUAUUUCUGUCAAAGGGAACUAUGUGCAUUAAGACAUGAGCCCUGAGACCCAUAAAAGUACACGCAUAACAGGGCUCACGUCAUAAUGCAUAUAGUUCCGUUUGAUAGAAAUACGUUCCCUUAAAGCUGGGGCACCCAGCCCAAUUCUUCAUUACACUCAUGAAAUGCUGGAUACUUACCAUUGGAUGCCAGCAAUUGGAUUAUGAUGACAGCCGGACCAAGUUCAGCCAAAAGGAACCAGUUUUUUCGUUUUGUUUUUUUAAAAAAAACGAUGUAUCUUUUUUUAAUAUCUGUGUAUGAAUAGGUUCUUGUGUAAACGCAUUUGUGCAACAGGCUCCUUUCCAAUGAACUAGGUUCAAUUACAAUCGCAGAACAGAUAUUUAAUGAUUCUUGGUGUUUGAAUUGAAACCACCCGCUCAUGAAAACUCAAUGCUCUACGUGAUUCGCAUCGCACGCUAAACGUUACUAUGAUCGUCUCUGCGAUUAAAAUAUCUGGCAACCUCAAUCUUGACGCUUUGGCUCAGCUAUAGCAAAUUACUUAUAGUUUGAAAAACAAAUUGUGUGAAAUGAACAUUGCUCAAUUGAGAAGCUCUCUGAAACCGUUGUAGUGCGCGAUUUGACUCACGUAGAGCUUUGAGUUUCUUGUGAGCGGGCAGUUCAAAUUCCUUGCAACCAAUGCGAAAUGAAAAUGUUAAUGUCUCCGUUAGGAGUUGGUUUCAGUAAUUUUCGUUGUGCGAAUCGUGUUCUACGUGAAAUUCUGAUUAAGAAACAUGUAUCAGAAUGCUUAAAUUCGUAUCCUGUCUAGUGGUCCAUUCCAGAAAUUUCGACAACUUUGAUUCCUGUCAUUCUAUUUUUUAUCUCUUUAAAAAGUGGUUUUAGUACAUACAUAUUCGAUCUUCAACCGAAAGAAGUGAAUUGAAACUGGAGUCCCAGCAAAGAUUUUCUUGCAUGCAUUUUUGAGCUUCUACUUCUAGGGUAGAAACGCUCAUAAAGGGAGAUCACAUAGGAUACUACCUAGAUUUGAUCCGAGUGUGGCAUAGUUGCAUACUGCAUUGGAAAUUAUUUGACCUUUCCAAAAUCUGUUACAAGGCCUCCUCUUGUCAGCAUAAAGCCUCACUCACUUGUACAGUUUUGAACUAGUGUAAGAUGUAAGAUUUUUAGUAAUCUUUUUUGUAAAAAUGGUCCAAAUUUUAGUUAACAGCCCUACCAGUGUACAGUUGUCCAUUUGUUAGAUGCAUCUAGGAAGGGAUCAACUCGUUUCUAAUGUAAACAUUUUUGAUAUUUGCGAUGGAUGAUCUUGUUUUUACCAUGUUAUUUUUCGCUGUUUAACGUCAUUUUAUUAAUUGUUAUUUAUAACUGUCCAUGGAAUAAAUUUUUUGUUGGACUUUUAA
Bemisia tabaci is the source of this 6829-nucleotide messenger RNA. NCBI's taxonomy places the organism in Eukaryota, Metazoa, Arthropoda, Insecta, Hemiptera, Aleyrodidae. The record is from RefSeq and is a predicted model, not a curated record.